This is a messenger RNA of Solanum stenotomum, 1326 nucleotides long. RefSeq names its product probable aspartic proteinase GIP2. Lineage: Eukaryota; Viridiplantae; Streptophyta; Magnoliopsida; Solanales; Solanaceae. Gene Ontology annotation, molecular function: aspartic-type endopeptidase activity. The transcript has a single exon. Gene Ontology annotation, biological process: proteolysis. The coding region runs from base 1 to 1326 and encodes 441 amino acids. The record is from RefSeq and is a predicted model, not a curated record.
AUGAAAUUAUCUCCUAUGUCACCCUCCAAGUACUAUCUUUUUCACUUUUGUUUUCUUCUCAUCACAUCCACUACUUUAUCAAAAUCCAAUUUCCAGCCCAAAACUUUAUUCCUAUUAGUCAAGAAAGAUCCAUCUAGCCUACAAUACAUUACUCAAAUUCACCAAAGAACACCUCUUGUCCCUCUUAAAUUAGCCCUCAAUCUUGGUGGUGAAAGCCUAUGGGUUGAUUGUGAAAAUGACCACAAAAGCUCAACGUACAAGCCCGCACGUUGCGAAUCAGCGCAAUGUGAACUUGCCUGGUCAACAUCAUGUGGAAAUUGUUAUGUAAGUAACACAUUACUACCAAUUUGCAACUCAUGCUAUAACGUUGUUUCAAAUCCUGUUACCUCCACUGGAGGUGAAAUCGCAGAGGAUGUUUUGACAAUCCAAUCAAUUCACGGGUCAAUUCCAGGACCUGUUGCAAUUGUCCCAAAUUUCAUCUUUAGUUGUCCUACUACAUCCAAUUUAACACAAAAUUUAGGCAAAAAUGUUAAAGGAAUGGUUGGUUUUGGGCAGCAAAGUCCAGUAUCAUUUGCUACUCAAUUUGCAUCAAUUUUCAAAUUCAGCAGACAAUUUGCCAUUUGUUUGAGCUCAUCAACUAAACGAAACGGUGUAAUUUUCAUCGGACAUAGCCCUUAUUUCAUUAGCCUCGCAUUUGAUGCAUCACGAGAUCUAAUCUACACACCUAUAAUCACCCAGCAACGUUUCGUUGCCAUUACCUACCCACAUUAUGUACGCAUCAUUCGCCCCUCACCAGAGUAUUACAUUCAAGUUACUUCCGUUAGAAUUAACGGAAAAACUUUACCAUUAAACAAAACACUACUCACAUUAGAUGAAAACGAAGAAGGUGGAACGAGAAUCAGUACGGACGUUCCGUACACCGAAUUAGAGCCUUCUAUUUACGAUAUCGUAAGUAAAGCUUUUAUUACUGAAAUGCCAAAAGAAGUCAAAAAGGUACCCGCAGUGCAACCUUUUAAAACUUGUUUCGACUCGACAUAUAUUGGUGUGUCACGCCUAGGUUACGAUGCACCUGAAAUUAAUCUCGUAUUUCAGAAACGAAAUGUUUAUUGGACGAUUAUCGGAGCGAAUUCGCUAGUAAAAGUUAAGGAAGGUGUUAUAUGUCUAGCAUUUGUUGAACGAAAAAAAACAACGGGACAAGCAAUUGUUGUUGGUGGAUAUCAAAUGCAAGACAAUCUUAUAGAAUUUGAUUUAUCAAGAAGCAGAAUUGGUUUUAGUAACUCACUUUUUUAUCGUCAAACUAUGUGUGCAAAUCAUAAUUAUGCUUAG